AUGAGUAAAAUUAGGGGCCUCCCUCCUGCGGUCAGGGACCCAGGCCCCGGAGUGGAACUUGGGGUGGAAGAUGGUCUUCUUUGUCAACUAAUUCAUUCUCCAGAAUUCAACUUGUUCAAGGACUCAGUGGUGUUUGAGAGCACCUUUAUCCAGGUCACUAAGCAGGGACACUGGAUGGACGCCUACGAAAAGUCUGCCACUGUGAUCCUUGGAGUAACCUCUUCCGUGCCCUGCUUGCCACUCCCCAAUGUCCUCCUGAUGGCCAAUGUCACCUGGCCUCACGGUCCGCUUUCCACCUGUGGCACGCCUGGCACCCCUGUCAUCACUCUCAGCAGGAUCCUGCCCCUGAAGUACGUGGAGCUCCAAAUCUUUAACUGGAGCCAGCGCGUCCUCCGGGUCAGGACGGUGACUGAGAAGCUCUACUACCUGAGGCUCCACGAGAAGCACCCGGAGGCCGUGUUCCAGUUCUGGAUCCGCCUGGUGAAGAUCCUGCAGCAAGGCCUGUCCAUCACCACCAAAGACCCGAGGAUCCAGUUCACUCACUGCCUGGUACCCAAGAUCCCCAACUCCUCCACCGAAACAACACCUGCAAGCAGCCCCCCGUCAUCCUCCCAGACCAGCGAGACCGCAAUGCUGCUGGCAGCUGAGUGUACCAGCAGCGGCCUCUUAGGACUCUCAAAAAGACACCAGCCUGUAGGAGACAGACCCUUGAAUACAGAAAGGGACAACUGCAGCAGCUGCAGGGCUCCCCUGCUGAUGGUCUCUUCAAUUAAUAUGCCCAUGAGAGCCAGUCUGAGACACAGCCUCUGGGAACAAGAGGACUCAAAUGAGAACUACCUGCAGGCUCCCGUGGCCAGCUCCCUAGGAGAGAACUUUCUGGGACCCUAACUCCCCAGGUAAAAGCUGGAUGGCCUGCUUCUUGUGUGAUGGCAGGAGGAAGAACGUGGCUGUCCCCUUCCCGGGCAGGAGUGGCUGAUCUGAGGACUAAAUCCUGGCAAGUUGAAUGAACCUCAGGCUGGCUAGAGAAUUCUGGAGCCGCAUUCUUCUCUCCUCUGUUCCACUGUGACAUCUAAAGCCUGUGAAGUCCGAGGCCCUCCUGUCUCCACGCUCAGUGCAGCCCCGCCCGCCUCGUCCCUCUGAUAUUUUCGUAGGAUGCUUCUCUUUCUAGUCCAGUAAUUUAGGUGUUUCUUGCCUCUCUAGUUUUAUCUGGUCUCCUGGGAAUAUGGUAAGUGCUGGUGUCUCCAUAUCAAGUGGGUUUUUGUUUUGUUUCAGAAAGUGUUUUCCGCCAUGCAGGUCCGUAGCUGUCACACUGGCUGUCCCUCGCUCCCUGUGUGGCCUCUGUGGGGUGUUCUCAGGUCUGUCAUACUGGCUGAUGUCGCUCUGCUCCCUGUGUCCCCUCAGCUCCUCAUGGCCUCUGUGGGGUGUUCCCAAGUUUGUCAUCCUUAUCACUGACUCACUCUUCUAUUACGUGAGAUGUAGCUCCUGUGUGACAUCAAGAAUUUAAAGUUUUUCUUUCAUGUUUUCUUCCUUUUCUCUUCCCGUCUUAUUCUGGUUCCAUUCUUCUUUGUUCAUAUUAUAUUUAAUUUCUACCAAAGUACCAAAGGUUCUUGUCAAAUAUUUUCUCCUGUUUUCUGAAAUAAUUUCUGUACUGAUUUACAGUCACUUGGGUGUUUUCCUUGGCAUUAGUUGAGGGGAGAAGGCAGGUCUUUACUAAGAAAUUGUGACUGUUUUAAUUUUAAAAGAAAUAUCUGUCUUGAGUUUUAAAACUCUUUGGCUAUAAUUUCUGUUUAAUAACAAGUUUGUGGCUGGAGAACUAACCUAAAUAUCACCACGAGGAAGCAACGGGUAAAGCCAGAAAGUGGGGUGCCCUGCAGGACUUCUCUCCCAGGCUUUCACUAGUCACGCCCUAAGGAAGAGGCUCUACUGGAUAAAGAAAAGGGAAGGUGAGCUCCCGGGCAGGGCGCUGGCUCCCAUAAACCAGGUGAAAUAAUAGUUUUUUGGUUGUUUGGGGAAAUUGUGAUGUAGCCUGAGGUGAGAUGAGACGGAGAUACACAGUCACAAACAUAGAGCUGACGACACAAACACAUGAUUGGAAAGGUUUCUGAAACAACAGAGCGUGAGGCCAGUUACCUCGGAUGCUCUUAUUCAUCCCAAUACACAGGAGCUGAAGGCCAGAGAAUCAGAAGUUCAAGGUCAUCCUCAACUAUGCAGCAAGUUCAAGCAGUCUGGAUCCCCGAGACCUGACUUCAAACCAAAACAAAACCCCAGUGCAGCAUCUUCUAGUGUUAGAGCAAACACUUGCAUUGCCCAGGAGUCACACAUCUGUCAGGCUAAGUUCAGAUAUCCUGUAAUUUAACUUUAUCUUCCUUAUCACCUAGAAUGAUUGGUAACUAGCGCUUUCCUUUGCUGUAAAAUUAUUCCAGAAGAAUGAACAGGAAUUUUUUAUCACUAGCAUCGGCCAGAUCUAGGUUUGGCUCCAUCUAAUUUUUAAAAAAUCCAGUUUGGGCUGUGGAGAUGGUUUAGCAGGUAAAGGUACUUGCUGCAGCCUCAACCAUAGGUGCCGAAACAGAGCAGGCGGCGAGAGAGAGAGCAGGCUCCCUCCAGCCUCCAGCAUCACUCCACUUACACAAAAUAAAAGCACAUGUAAAAAAAUUCCUAGCUUAUUUUUUCUCAUAAAAAGAAACCCACAGCUCAGUA
This is a messenger RNA of Meriones unguiculatus (Mongolian gerbil), 2697 nucleotides long. It is a transcript of the gene Garin1a, whose product is annotated as golgi associated RAB2 interactor 1A. The transcript is spliced from 7 exons. The record is from RefSeq and is a predicted model, not a curated record. The coding region runs from base 1 to 888 and encodes 295 amino acids. Gene Ontology annotation, cellular component: nucleus. NCBI's taxonomy places the organism in Eukaryota, Metazoa, Chordata, Mammalia, Rodentia, Muridae.